ACAAACACGCCAGGCUCACUAAAUAUAAAUUUUAUUGUGUAUAUACGAAGUCGUAUCCACGCUUUACGUAACAGAUAAGAAACCCAGUGGUAAAUAUCAAUACGAUUAAAAGACGACAUGCUAUGGAACCUGAGUGUCAGUGGCGCACUUCCAAGCCUAACAUAAACGUGUGUGCGAAUUUUGAGGUGAAUAGUAAUAAAUAAAAAUGAAAUAUUGUGUAGUUUUUGUAUUAUUUGUAUUCGGUUUUCAACAAACUUCAUCCAAAGUAUUCACGAGAUGCGGUCUGACACAAGAGUUAUUGAGACAAGGGUUUCCGAGGAGCUUUGUUGGAAACUGGGUUUGUUUGAUUGAAAGCGAAAGCGCUAAGGAUACAUCUAAAGUAACCAACAAAGCGAACGGAGGCAAAGGUCUCGGGUUAUUUCAGAUAAGCAGCAAAGAGUGGUGCACAUAUCAGACUGCAGGGGGUAAAUGCAACGUGAAAUGUGAAGAUUUAAUAAAUGAAGAUAUAUCCGACGACGCAUCGUGUGCCAAAAAAAUUCAUGGACAGCUAGGGUUUCAAGCAUGGGCAGGAUGGAAACGUAAUUGUUAUAGAAGAACGUUACCCCUCCCUAAUUGCUAGAAUAUGUAAUGUUGGCCAAUAAAAACAACAACAUACCAAUUUCUUGUUUAUAAAUACAAAAUAAACAUUUGUUAGUGGCGAACUA
Molecule: messenger RNA, 704 nt
Organism: Zophobas morio
Lineage: Eukaryota; Metazoa; Arthropoda; Insecta; Coleoptera; Tenebrionidae
Product: lysozyme
Exons: 4
Coding region: 206-619 (137 amino acids)
Molecular function (GO): lysozyme activity
Source: RefSeq, a predicted model, not a curated record